UAAAUGUGCAGUGCCGCAGACUCUUCAUGUUCGCACUCAGUGAAGGGAUGUUUAAUAUACUGAGAGCAGGAGAAGAGCGAGAACCGCUAUAAAUCCUUCUACAUGUCACUGCUGCUGCAACUCACGAGCGCUGUGGUCUUUGUUGCUCCACCUCGUUCAGAAUGAGUUCCUGUUCCUUUAAGGGAUCUCUCCAAAGUUCACCGCCGUGACGUUUGCCUAUAUUCCAUAUUCAGAGAAAGUCCAGCGGCGGAGUGUGGGAUCUCCUGCUGCCCGAUCACUUCUCCUCCGGCUGCUGAGCCAAACGCAGAGCUGGUUUUGUUUUUCGUCAUGAACGCGGACAAACAUCCUGAAUUUGCAUCCUCGGAGGGAGACGGGAUGGACACUUGCGCUGAUGUUGCAGACGUGAAGCCGCAGGAGGAGGAAGAAGAGAAGGAGGAUAACUCAUUCAGAGAGAAUGGAAUUCAGCGAGCCGAAGGUGUCGCGGAUCCACGUGUGAUCAAAACCGAAGCAGAGGAGGUGGAAGAUAAUGAGCCGUAUGCGAAAGCUGGAAAAGAAAGCGACAUGGUGCCCAAAGAGGAAGCGGAGGGAGGCAGCGAGGACGGCAUGGAGGAGGGAUUCGACGAGGAGAGGGCAGAGGAGGACAACGAUGAGGGGGACGAAGAGGGAGAAACCCUGAACGAGCCGCAGGACCUGUCGCUGGUGGACUACUCGCGUUACGACAGCGCCGCCGCGAAUGACGCCCACGCUGCGGCCCCUCGCAUCCCGACGACGGGCAAGCUCAACUGUGACAUCUGUGGCCUGUCCUGCAUCAGCAUUAACGUACUGCUGGUGCACAAGCGCAGCCACACGGGUGAGAGGCCAUUCCACUGCACCCAGUGCGGGGCCUCCUUCACCCAGAAGGGAAACCUGCUUCGCCACAUCAAACUGCACUCCGGGGAGAAGCCUUUCAAAUGCCCGAUGUGCAGCUACGCCUGCCGUCGACGCGACGCCCUGAGCGGGCACCUGCGCACCCAUUCUGUGGAGAAGCCCUUCAAGUGCAACCACUGCAGUCGCAGCUACAAGCAGCGCAGCUCGCUCGAGGAGCACCGAGAGAGGUGCCAUGUGUACAUUCAGAGCAAAGGUCCUGCCGACAGAGAGGACAACCACAUCACCAGGACUCAGAUGGGCACCGAGCGGGCGCUGCUGCUCGACCGGCUCGCCAGCAACGUCGCCAAGCGGAAGAGUUCGAUGCCGCAGAAGUUCACGGGUGAUAACGGCGUCUGCCUGGACCUGAGCUUCAACAGGGAGCUGGUCCACCCAGCUGACGUCAAGGACCCCCCGCCGACGGGCUCCCCGGGGUCAGAUGCCCACCACCAGCAGCAGAGCAUCCUCGCAGACGGCGACCCGCCGCCCUCCCAGCGGUCCUAUCCCAUCCAGUUGAGCCGCAACGACAUCACCCCCAUGAGCCACACCAACGGCCACAAGAUCGGCCUGCCACUCCUGGGCAUCCCCCCCGCCGCCCAGCCGCCCCUCAGCAUGGACUCCUUCCACCCCGACGGCUCCCAGAUGCCCAUCAUGUACAGCUUAGGGCACCUGCUGGGGGGGAUGAACCACCAGAACGGCGUCCCCCACCCGCAGCCCAUCCCCCUGCCGCCUCUGGAGGCUCUGAGGGUGAUCCGAGGCGACGGGGAGGCCGGGGGGCUGCCGGGCGCCGUGUACCCCUGCGGCCACUGCAGGGUGAUCUUCCUGGACUACGUCAUGUUCACCAUCCACAUGGGCUGCCACGGCUUCCGCGACCCGCUCGAGUGCAACGUCUGCGGUCACCGCAGCCGGGACCGUUACGAGUUCUCGUCCCACAUAGCCCGCGGCGAGCACCGCCUAGAACUGAAGUAGACGUUCGCGCUUACACGCACACAAACACUCAGGCAAUACGAGGACACACAGAUGUACUCAUAUAGGUAGUAUCAGGGAUGAAAGCAUGAAGUAGCAGCUGUCUCUCUCUGCGUCUUUAGUGUGUUUGAGAGGGAGGCGAGGCGUUAUAAAACUGUAGCGGGUGUCUGAGCGUUCUUAGUCAUCCUGUACUCAUCUGAAAAGAUGGCCUGUAAAGUGUUAAUGCAGGAGUAGUUCUACUUCUUUUUCAUGCAUAUACAUAUCUCUCUCUCUCUCUAUAUAUAUAUAUAUAUAUGUGUGUGUACUUGCUGUGUCUAUAUAACAAAAGCCACUCAAAUGUUCAACAAAUUAGCAACAAAGAAAAAACAUACACUGUCUAUCUGCUGCUUUCUUAAAGGUGUAAAAAUAAAAGACAAACCCUCCCUUCAGAGAGCUUCUCUGAAAAACACUUGCCAAUUCAAGACUGCAGAGCAAAAAAAAAAAAA
Molecule: messenger RNA, 2354 nt
Organism: Stegastes partitus (bicolor damselfish)
Lineage: Eukaryota; Metazoa; Chordata; Actinopteri; Pomacentridae
Product: zinc finger protein Aiolos-like
Exons: 8
Coding region: 328-1872 (514 amino acids)
Biological process (GO): regulation of transcription by RNA polymerase II
Molecular function (GO): RNA polymerase II cis-regulatory region sequence-specific DNA binding; DNA-binding transcription factor activity
Source: RefSeq, a predicted model, not a curated record